Molecule: messenger RNA, 882 nt
Organism: Fonsecaea multimorphosa CBS 102226
Lineage: Eukaryota; Fungi; Ascomycota; Eurotiomycetes; Chaetothyriales; Herpotrichiellaceae
Exons: 3
Coding region: 1-882 (293 amino acids)
Cellular component (GO): cytosol
Molecular function (GO): aldose reductase (NADPH) activity; oxidoreductase activity, acting on NAD(P)H as acceptor
Source: RefSeq, a predicted model, not a curated record
AUGCCGAUGGAAUCUGUCAAGCUCAGAGACGAGAACAAAAUCCCAGUUUUAGCUUUCGGAGUCGGAACAGCCCAUCAAAAGAACGAAAGCGGCGAGGUCGAUCGACAGCUUGUCGAGAAGAUAAAAACAGCCAUUUCACUAGGGUAUUAUCAUCUCGAUGGAGCCGAAUUUUACGAAAAUGAAAGAGAACUAGGCCUCGCGAUCAAAGAGUGCGGAGUCUCUCGUGAGAAUCUCUACAUCACCACCAAAGCCUCGGUCAAAGAUAACGUCGGCCCGGACGUGGUAAAGGCGAUCGAAGGGUCUCUUGAGAGACUUGGUCUGACCUACGUAGACCAGUAUCUGAUCCAUGCUCCUUUCUGGGCGAAAUCGGAUGAAGAAUUGCAAACAAAGUGGAAGGACAUGGAGACCGUGUACCGGAGCGGAAAGGCGAAGUCGAUAGGUAUUUCCAAUUAUUUGCUCAAGCAUUUGAAGGCUGUUUUGGAGACGGCGACAGUUAUUCCAGCGGUGCAUCAGAUCGAGUUCCAUCCGUACUUGCAACACCAGGAGUUGGUUCAAUACUGCAGGCAGAAGCAGAUUGUCCUCUCAGCCUAUGCGCCCUUAUCAGCUGUGGUUAAGGCCAAACCAGGACCGCUGGAUGAUCUCUACUCGCAACUGGCUCAAAAAUAUAACGUGACGGAGGUCGAGAUUGCGUUGCGAUGGGUGAUGGAUCUCGGCAUGGUCGCCAUAACGACUAGUUCUCGGGAAACGCGCUUGAAGCAGGCUCUGAAGAGCCUUGGUUUCCGCUUGACUCCAGGCGAGGUGGAAGAGAUCUCACGGCGAGGUCUUCAAAAACACUACCGCGGAUUUUGGCUCGAGGAGCUUGGUCCAGACGACCCGUCAUGA